Parus major (Great Tit) is the source of this 1316-nucleotide messenger RNA. RefSeq names its product DAZ associated protein 2 (gene DAZAP2). The record is from RefSeq and is a predicted model, not a curated record. The transcript is spliced from 5 exons. Bases 1 to 555 code for a protein of 184 amino acids. Lineage: Eukaryota; Metazoa; Chordata; Aves; Passeriformes; Paridae.
AUGGCCACGGAUGGAGGUGCUGAGGACAGGUUUGGGGGGUACAUGGGACAACACAGCCCCACCCCCUUCCUCCCCUCCAAAGGGCCGUUUCCAGGCCAGCCCUCAUUCCCCGGCCCGGCCCCCCCUGGGUACCCCCAGACUCUGCCCCUGCUGCAGCCGCCCCCCUACCUUGACCCUGCAGCUGCGUACCCCGAGCUCUACCGUCUCAGCUUCGUCCCCCUGGGCGCUGCCGGCGUCCCCCCCAUGUCCCCAGCGUACCCAGGUGCGUCCCUGUACCUGCCCCUGGCCCCGCCGCUGCCCGUGGGGGCUCUGGGCACCCCCGUGGCCUAUUUCCCACUGGGACAGGUGUAUCCACCGGGAUCCACGGUGCUGCUGGAAGGGGGGUUUGACACCGGAGCCAGGCUGGGGACAGGUGGCACCGGCAGCAUCCCGCCGCCGCCUGCCGGAUGCCCCCCGGGUGCUCCCCCGGUGCCCGUCCCGCCCGGAGCCGCCGUCCUGCUGCCCCCGCGCAAGGGGGGCUUCCUGGGGGGGGCUGGGGGCGGCUUCAGCCUCUGAAACUUCUGUCCUGUCCUGGGAAUUUUUUAACCCACUCUGAGUAAUCCUGGAUUGUUUGCACUUCAGCUCUAAUUAAAGCCAUGACCGGUGCCAGGGCCCUGCUGCAGCUCCCGUGGGAUUCUCCUAUUCCAGCUAGAACCAGGUUUAUCCGAUGCUUAAUUAGCAAAUGCUUGAUUUUAACUCAAACCUGGUGUUUUUGCACCCAAAUUCCUUAAAUCCGAGAGGCUGGUUGCCAUCUGUCCCGGGUGUGUGGGAAGUGUCAGUGAGCACACAAAUCCCUCGAUCAUGGGCUUGCUCUGGGGGGUUAUCAAUGGCUUUAUCAAUGAGGUGUUUAUUGGUGGCUUUAUCGAUGAGGCGUUUAUUGGUGGCUUUAUGAAUGAGUUUUAUGAAUGGGAUGUUUGUAGGUGGAUUUUUAUGAAUGGGGUGCUCGGAAAUGAGUUGUGAAUGGGUUUAUCGAUGUUUAUCAGUGACUCAUGCCUGCAUUGAUAACCAAACUCCACAAGCUUUCGAGGAACGUUUCAGGGAUCCUCAAUCGGGUGUUUUUCUUCUUUUUGGUUGUUAUUUGAUGAAGAAAGAGCUCAGAUUCAACUCUAUUUUAUUGUAAUAUUUCAUUUUAAUCUGAAUCUGUGUCCUGUGUGUGUGUGACCAUCCCUGACUGUUCCCCAGCUCGGCUCUCGGACUCUCUGUGCUGCACUGAACUUGUGGAGUUUUUAUACUAAAAACCAAAAAUAAAAUAAAGAUUAUUUUGAAAAUUAAAUGAA